Molecule: messenger RNA, 482 nt
Organism: Thrips palmi
Lineage: Eukaryota; Metazoa; Arthropoda; Insecta; Thysanoptera; Thripidae
Exons: 2
Coding region: 59-421 (120 amino acids)
Source: RefSeq, a predicted model, not a curated record
AGCUCCGAAGCCCGACCGCUAGAGCCAGAGUCGGCCGGAGUCACAGACCUUCGCAGACAUGUCCAACCUGGCGUUCCUCGCGGUGCUGCUGACGGGCUGCUUGGUGGCGAGCAGCGUGCCCGGCGGUGCUGCAGCCGCGUCUUGGGGCCUCGUCGAUGCAGGGGGCGAUCCAGCGGAUGACCUCCUCAGCGCGAUAGCGGUCCCGGAGCUCCUCGAUGACGACGACGGCGCCGACGACGACCUGGAGGUGAUCGACCUGAACGAGGUGCUGGAGAGCAGGGCGCAGGCCGGCGGCGGCGGCGUGGAGACGCAGCGCUGGAAGCCGAAGCUGAAGCGGUGCAAGGGCGGCCCCUGCAGGAGGAAGUGCAACGCCAAGGGCAAGAACGGCGCCUGCGCGCUCGUGUGCGUGUGCUGGAAGUAGGCGCCAGCGGCACGGCUUGUUUUAUCCGCAAAUAUAUUUAUUUUCUCAAUUUUACAUUGAA